This is a messenger RNA of Dictyostelium discoideum AX4, 714 nucleotides long. RefSeq lists its product as hypothetical. Lineage: Eukaryota; Evosea; Eumycetozoa; Dictyosteliales; Dictyosteliaceae. The coding region runs from base 1 to 714 and encodes 237 amino acids. The record is from RefSeq and is a predicted model, not a curated record. The transcript is spliced from 5 exons.
AUGAACUUCAAAUAUAUUAUUAGUAUUUUUAUUUUUAUAUUAUAUAUUAAUCUUAUUGAUGGCGCAAAAGAAUUAACACCAUUCAUUUAUGGUGAUAGAAUUAGUAUGGAAUGUAAAGAUAACGAAGGGAAUUGGAAAUUAGGUCCAAUUUGUUUAAAUCAAAAACAAGAACUUAGUGUAUAUUAUGGCAGAGAUGCACCACUUUAUUGUGGAAUUUAUAUAGAUGAAAAAGAACUUAAUAGAAUUAAAGAUGUAUUAAAUAGAAAUUCAUCAUGGGAAUGUAGAAUACCAAUAUCAUCAGAAAGUAAUACUGAUGAUAUUUAUAUACCACUUUCAAUUCAAUUAUGGGGAUAUCCUCAAGAUGAUCAUUUAGAUAUUACAACUCACUAUAAUUUUAUAUUUCAUGUUGAAAAAGGUAUUAUAAUUGGUGCAACUUUAUAUCCAGUUAAAGAUAAAUUUCAAGAUGUUCGUAAGGGUGCAGUAUUUACAAUUCAUGGUGCAAUUAAAUGGUUUAAUGGAGGUUCUCAUGUUGAAUUAAAUGAUUCAUUGAAAUUAAUAAAAGAUAAUACAAAUGAUUUUUUAAAUAAUUUAGAUUAUUGGAUUGUUAUCCUUUGGAUUGUUUUAUCAAUGUUUACAUCUUUAAUUUUAUUUUCAUUAAUUUAUAAAUAUAAAUUAAAACCAAAUUUAAUAAGAAAAUAUUUAAAAAAUGAUUAG